ACACUAGUGACAAUCCAACGACGAGCAAACGACGCAGAAUGGGACGGAAAGUGACGGUCGCCGUUGCCACCCUGAACCAGUGGGCGCUGGAUUUCGAGGGAAACAUGUCCCGCAUCAUGGAGUCGAUUCUGGAGGCGCGCGAAAUGGGAGCCACCUAUCGGACCGGGCCGGAGCUGGAAGUGACUGGCUACAGCUGCGAGGACCACUUCCACGAAUCGGACACCUAUCUGCACUCGUGGGAGAUCCUGCUGGAGAUCAUGAUGUCGCCGCACUGCCAGAACAUGCUGAUCGACGUCGGCAUGCCGGUGCAGCACCGAAACGUGGCCUACAACUGCCGGGUGGUGUUCCACAACAAGCGCAUCCUGCUCAUCCGGCCGAAGCUGGUGAUGUGCGACGACGGGAACUACCGCGAGACGCGGUGGUUCUCCUCCUGGACCAAGGUACGUCAAACCGAGGAAUACUACCUUCCGCGGAUGAUUGCCUCGGCCACCGGGCAGCAUACGGUGCCCAUCGGAGACGCCGUCGUCGCCACCAGGGACACCUGUUUGGGGUACGAGAUCUGCGAGGAGUUGUGGAACCCCCGAAGUACCCACAUCGAUAUGUCCCUGUCGGGGGUGGAGAUUAUAGUCAACAGUUCCGGAAGCUACAUGCAGCUGCGAAAGGCCUACAUAACGACGGAUUUGAUCCGGAAUGCCAGCUACAAGGCAGGUGGUGCGUAUUUGUUCAGUAACCUUCGGGGGUGCGAUGGCCAGCGGGUGUAUUUCAAUGGGUGUUCGGCGGUUGCCUUGAACGGUCAUGUCAUUGCCAGGGGGAAGCAAUUUUCUCUGGAGGACGUUGAGGUCACAACGGCGACAGUGGAUUUGGAGGACAUCCGGUCGUAUCGGGUGGCUAUGCGCUCGCGUUGUACAAUUGCCGCAUCAACUCCGACCUAUCCUCGGGUGAACGUCGACUUUGCCCUGUCCCAUGCAUGUGACCUGAACAUCCCACCGAGUGCCCCUCUCGAGUGGAUCUAUCACAGUGCGGAGGAGGAAAUUUCACUCGGACCGGCUUGCUGGAUGUGGGAUUAUCUUCGUCGGUCGGGUCAAGGUGGCUUCUUCCUGCCGCUGAGUGGAGGAGUCGAUUCGAGCAGUACGGCCAUUAUCGUACACUCCAUGUGCCGUCUGGUCGUGAAAUCGAUCAUGCUCGGGGACAUUCAGGUGCUGCACGACAUCCGGAAGAUUCUCGCCGAUCCGGAAUUCACUCCGGACAAUCCGGCUGCACUGUGCAACCGUCUGCUGGUGACGUGCUACAUGGGCAGUGAGAAUUCAAGCAAGGAAACCCGCCAAAGGGCGAACAGUUUGGCCAAUCAGAUUGGGAGCUAUCAUCUGGAGAUCAACAUCGAUGGCGCAGUGAGUGCUUUGCUGUCGAUCUUCAACACCGUUACGGGAAUGAAACCCUUGUUCAAAACACAAGGAGGCUGUCCGAGGCAGAAUUUGGCUCUGCAGAACAUUCAGGCGAGGACGAGAAUGGUCCUGUCGUACUUGUUUGCCCAGUUGAUACUUUGGGUACGCAACCGACCGGGUGGCUUGUUGGUUCUGGGAUCGGCCAACGUCGACGAAGCCCUGCGUGGAUAUAUGACCAAGUAUGACUGCUCGUCGGCCGAUAUCAACCCCAUCGGAGGCAUCUCCAAGACGGAUCUGAAACGUUUCUUGUUGUUUGCCAAGGACAAGUUCAAUCUUCCCAUAGUUUUGGAUAUCGUUGCCGCACCACCAACUGCCGAGCUGGAACCACUGCAUGAGGGCGCCCUUGCCCAAACGGACGAAGAAGACAUGGGCAUGACCUACCAUGAGCUGAGUGAAUUUGGCCGCCUGCGGAAGCAGAACUACUGCGGUCCUUACAGCAUGUUCUGCAAGUUGGUAUCGAUGUGGAAGGAGAGCUGUACACCACGGGAAGUCUCCGACAAGGUGAAGCACUUCUUCCGCUGCUAUGCCAUCAAUCGGCACAAGAUGACGGUCCUUACGCCAUCGUACCACGCCGAAUCAUACAGUCCGGAUGACAAUCGGUUCGACCACCGACCGUUCCUGUACCGGGCCAACUGGAGCUGGCAGUUCAAGUGUAUCGAUGAGGAGCUGGAGCGGACCACGUGCCCAGUCACGGCACCGCCGUCAUCCGGCGAUGACAAGAGCGGCAGUGGUGGUCAUUAUGAUAUCGGUUCGGCCAAGAGCGGCCACUCACCAAGUAGUGCUCGGCGGGGAAUCAGCGGUGGGGACAAGAGUACUUCACCGUUGGUCUUCUCCGAAGCCGGAAACACCGGAAUGAGCAGCGGCGGUAGUGCCCACCAACUGAACAACAACCACACCGGACACGAGUCGUUGAAGUUGACCAAAUCGCACAGCAGUGGAGGCUACUCGAAGAUGCAUUCGAGUGUGAUGGGGAAGAUUAAGGAUAGAACCGGCGUGCCAGUUUAAGUCAGUCGCAUAAACGGAAAAAAUACCACGCAUAAAUAGGGCCAGUAAGUAGCUGAAGUGAUGAAUUUGGAGAUCACCAAUAACGCUUUACCAAUUAUUACCGAUGCCAGUUACACGUGCUGCUGCACACACAUACAACCUAGCAGUUAGAAAAUAAAGUCAGGCUUUUUUAAACGGAAACUCGAAAAAAAUUUCCACUUUUCUAGUUGAUUUUCUGUUCAUUGUGCUUUUCGAAGUUUACGCAUAAUUAAGGCAACUUACAAUAACAAAAUGAAUAACCUUGCACUGUCACUUACCGAUAUUGAACCUUAAAUACAAAAACGAAAACCGAAAAGUGCGCAUAACGAACGAGCGGAGGAGAUUUUAGAUUCUUUUUAUAGUUCAUAUAGGCAUAUUCUUACCUAACUGAAUACCUAAAAUAAAUAACUUAGAAUUACAAGCAGAGCAGACCUCAACAAAUGUAAUUGUUAGCACCACAAGCACACAUACUCACGGUUAGACGACCCCAAAACAAGGGCGCUAUUUACUAAAAUUCUAGGGAACAACGACUUUCGAAUUACGAUGGAAAUAUUUAAAAUUACUAGUAUCUAGGUACAACUUUGAUAGCAAAAUUGGGAUCCUAAUAAA
Ochlerotatus camptorhynchus is the source of this 3074-nucleotide messenger RNA. It is a transcript of the gene Nadsyn, whose product is annotated as NAD synthetase. Gene Ontology annotation, biological process: NAD+ biosynthetic process. Lineage: Eukaryota; Metazoa; Arthropoda; Insecta; Diptera; Culicidae. Gene Ontology annotation, cellular component: cytoplasm. The transcript is spliced from 4 exons. Bases 39 to 2447 code for a protein of 802 amino acids. The record is from RefSeq and is a predicted model, not a curated record. Gene Ontology annotation, molecular function: ATP binding; glutaminase activity; NAD+ synthase (glutamine-hydrolyzing) activity.